CGGCUCCACAGGUCAGGGCCGGCUUGAGCUGCCACCACGUGGCACUGCAGGCCGCGCCCUCGGGAGUCAGUGGGGCUGGGCCAAGUAAGGGUGGAGCAGGGACCCCAGACCCAGAUUCCAUUGCGCACCUAUCUGUCCCAUUUGCCUGGGGCCUCCGGGCCAGUCUGCUGGGAGCUGUUCAGCUUCAGGCCCAAAAGGGGCAAUAGCCCUCCCAUCCCACACAGUCUUGGGUGGCGUGGCUGGCAGGGGUCCCUGCAGGGAGUGCGUGGCUGUGGUUGGUGAAGGGGCUGGGGAGGAGGGGGUGGUGUUGGAUUCUGCAGGCUCGGCUCGGAGCGCCCGCCCAGACCCCCAGCCUGGGCUGAGAGCAACCACUCGUGCUCGCUCCUCUGUUCCUCCGGAGCCACUGCCGCCAGCCGGGGAGGAGUGCAUGGGAGCAACUGCAGACUCUGUGGCACAGGUGCUGGCUCUUCCGUGACCAUGCCUGUGACCUUUGCCCUCCUGCUCCUCCUGGGCCAGGCCACCUCAGAUCCAUGCUACGAUCCUGGGGGCCAGCCCCGCUUCUGCCUCCCCCCAGUGACCCAGCUGGCUGGUGGCAUAGCAGCCCCCUGCCCUCAGGCCUGUGGCCUCUCCCCGGGGAUGGGCCCUGGCUCCGGGGCUAUCUGUAAUGGCAGCCUGACCCUGGACCUGGAUGGCCUCUUCCUCCUCACUUCCGUCACGCUGCGCUUCUGCACCCCGGGGCCCCCAGCACUGGUUCUGUCUACUGCCUGGGCCACUGGGGGUCCUUGGCGGCCUCUGUGGCGCAGAGCUGCCUGGCCUGGAGCCUUGGGGGGCCCCGAGAAAGUGACCUUACGCUCCCCACCAGGCCCAAAGGCCAGGGUGGUGGCGCGCCACCUCCGUGUGGAGUUUGGGGGCCGGGCAGGGCUGGCAGCAGCUGGAGUGAGAGGCCGCUGCCAGUGCCACGGCCACGCUGCCCGCUGUGCUGCCCGCUCCCGGCCUCCCCGCUGCCGCUGCCGCCACCACACCACCGGCCCAGGGUGCGAGAGCUGCCGUCCAUCCCAUCGUGACUGGCCCUGGCGGCCUGCUACACCCCAGCACCCCCAUCCUUGUCUGCCCUGCUCUUGCAACCAGCAUGCCCGCCGCUGCCGCUUCAACUCUGAGCUGUUCAGGCUGUCGGGUGGCCGAAGCGGGGGUGUAUGUGAGCGGUGCCGCCACCACACAGCUGGUCGCCACUGCCACUACUGCCAGCCUGGGUUCUGGAGGGACCCCAACCAGCCAAUCACCAGCCGCAAGGCUUGCAGGGCCUGCCAGUGCCACCCUAUUGGGGCAACAGGAGGUACCUGCAACCAGACCAGUGGGCAGUGCUCCUGCAAAUUAGGGGUUACAGGCCUGACGUGCAAUCGCUGUGGGCUGGGCUACCAGCAGAGUCGCUCCCCCAGGAUGCCCUGCCAGCGAAUUCCAGAGGCCACUACCCCCCUUGCCACUACUCCUGGUGCUUCUAGCUCUGACCCUCAGUGUCAAAACUACUGCAACACCUCGGACACCAAGGUCCACAUGAGCCUUCGGAGGUACUGCCAGCAGGACUACGUUCUGCGCGCGCAGGUGUUGGCGUCGGAGGCGGCGGGCCCCGCCUGGCGGCGGCUGGUCGUGCGCAUAUUGGCCGUGUACAGGCAGCGGGCCCAGCAGGUGCGCCGCGGUGACCAGGACGCCUGGGUGCCCAGCGCAGACCUGGCCUGCGGCUGCCUGCGCUUACACAAUGGAACCGAUUACCUGCUGCUGGGCAGCGCGGCCGGCGACCCAGACCCCGCGCGCCUUGUCCUCGACCGCCACGGCCUCGCAUUGCCCUGGAGGCCGCGCUGGGCCCGGCCACUGCGGAGGCUGCAACAGGAGGAGAGUGCCGGCGGCUGCCGCGGUCUGAAGUCCCCCACACCGAGCCCCCGAGCUGGACACUAACCAAGACUAGAACCGCCUCGCGACCACUUAAGAAAUUCAGGCAACAGGCGCGAACGCUCUAGCUCGACGUGCAUUCUGCGGAACCAAUCAGAAGCCGUGGCGCCCCUGGCGUCAUUCCACGUGCGCCGGCCUCGCGCAGGGAUGAGCAGAAAGCGCAGAACUGUAGGACUGUUGGGAGUUUCUGCAGCGCCUCUUUGGUUUGUGACCUGAAUAAUUCUUUUCCACAAUAAAGUCAAAUCUUACGGAA
Molecule: messenger RNA, 2197 nt
Organism: Cavia porcellus (domestic guinea pig)
Lineage: Eukaryota; Metazoa; Chordata; Mammalia; Rodentia; Caviidae
Gene: Ntn5
Product: netrin 5
Exons: 7
Coding region: 478-1950 (490 amino acids)
Biological process (GO): tissue development; motor neuron axon guidance; dendrite development
Cellular component (GO): basement membrane
Molecular function (GO): protein binding
Source: RefSeq, a predicted model, not a curated record